Molecule: messenger RNA, 429 nt
Organism: Rotaria sordida
Lineage: Eukaryota; Metazoa; Rotifera; Eurotatoria; Philodinida; Philodinidae
Source: the annotation of a GenBank genome assembly
AUGUCAACAGCUGGAAUUAAUUCAUUUCGUAAAUAUUCAAUUAAUAUCCCAUUAAAUGAAAGUAUUGAUCAACUUAAUGAACAAUUACAUCAUUUACUUGAUAACAAUCAAAUUCAUUUUAGUAAAAGAAAAAAACUUCUUUUACAACUUGAAAGAAUACAUAAUCGACAUCGACGAUCAAUUGAUCGAUUAGAUUCAAAUAAUCAAAAAAAGAUAACAAUUAAUAACAAUCUCAUUCGAUGCAUCAAGAAGAAAAUUAUAAAUGAAGAUCGUCAAGAACGACAACAAAGAACAAAUGAACACGAAGCAAAUACUAGUUGGUCUCUUGGUAGUAUGGCUGCUUUAUUUGGUGCAGUUUUUAUUGGAAUUAUGGGUGCUGCAACUUUUAUAAUCAUGAUUUUAGACAAAUCGACAGAAAAAAUCAUUUGA